Penicillium griseofulvum is the source of this 1776-nucleotide messenger RNA. Its product is annotated as glycoside hydrolase family 71 protein. Bases 1 to 1776 code for a protein of 591 amino acids. The record is from RefSeq and is a predicted model, not a curated record. The transcript has 6 exons. Gene Ontology annotation, molecular function: glucan endo-1,3-alpha-glucosidase activity. Lineage: Eukaryota; Fungi; Ascomycota; Eurotiomycetes; Eurotiales; Aspergillaceae. Gene Ontology annotation, biological process: mating projection tip cell wall disassembly.
AUGAUUGGAAUCGUCAGCAAUAGAAACAGCGCGGCGGAGUAUGAUGAUGACAUGAAGCGUGCUAAGUCUCUGGGUAUCGAUGCAUUUGCUCUGAACAUUGGCGUAGACCCUUAUACCGAUCAACAACUCCAACUGGCAUACGAAUCUGCUGCCAAUAAUGACAUGAAAGUCUUCUUGUCAUUCGAUUUUAACUGGUGGCAUAUUGACCAGGCUAGUGCAGUUGGCCAGAAAAUUGCGCAGUAUGCUAGCAAGCCUGCACAACUUCUGGUCGAUAACAAGGUGUUCGUUUCAUCAUUUGCCGGGGAUGGGAUAGAUGUUGCAGCAUUGCGAGCUGCGGCUGGAAGAUCAAUCUUUUUCGCGCCAAAUUUCCAUCCAGCUACUGGAACAGACAUCUCAACUGUUGACGGUCUCUUGAAUUGGAUGGCGUGGCCAAACAAUGGAAACAAUAAAGCCCCAGUUCAAGGUCAAAAUGUUUCCGUGGCUGACGGGGAUCGAGAAUACGUCAAUUCCCUGGGCGGAAAGGCUUAUAUUGCCCCUGUGUCUCCGUGGUUCUUCACACAUUUCGGACCCGAAGUUUCUUAUAGCAAAAAUUGGAACUUCCCAUCUGAUCUUCUGUGGUACAACAGAUGGAAUGAAAUCCUUGAACUGAAGCCGCGAUUUAUUGAGAUUGUCACAUGGAACGACUAUGGGGAGAGUCAUUACAUUGGACCUUUGAACUCACCACAUACAGAUGACGGGGCCUCAAAAUGGGUGAAUGACAUGCCCCACGAUGGAUGGCUGGACAUUUCGAAACCAUACAUUGCUGCGUUCAAAGCAGGCGAGUCGUCACCGACAAGCCAUAUCACAUCUGAUGAAUUAGUCUACUGGUACCGACCUGCACCACGUGGGGUGGACUGCAACUCUACAGAUACCUGUAUGGUACCAGCAAACAACGGAAGUGGAAACUAUUUCAUGGGUCGUCCGGAUGGCUGGCAAUCUAUGGCCGACUCUGUCUUCGUUGUAUCAUUGCUUACAUCUCCAGCCACAGUGCAGGUCAACAGUGGCGGCAGUGUCCAUAAUUAUGAAGCACCAGCCGGUGCAAGUGCAAAGGAGGUUCCCAUGGGAGUUGGCUCACAACAAUUCGCAGUCAUUCGAGAUGGGCAGACUAUUCUGUCAGGAACCAGUUUGAAGCCAAUUAUCAACGGGUGCGUUUGUGGGUUGUAUAACUUCAACGCAUAUGUCGGAACACUCCCAGCAGGAUUUAGUGAUCCCCUCCUGGCAGAUGGGCUUUCUGCCUUUAAACAGGGCCUGCGUGAUCAAACAUGUCAAGCGACACCCUCUUUAGGUACAGUGCCGCCAGCUCCUCCAGCUACAAGCUCGACCAGCAAAUUAGGAAGUCCUCCCCCGACUACAACACCAACAUCAUCACCUGGAAAACCAUCACCCGGACAACCCACGACUACUGUGAGCACGGUUACAGUUACGAAGACUCUGAGUCCCUCAGCUUGUCCACCCCCAAACAGCAGCGGCGGUGGUACCGGUGGAGGAGGUGGCGGUGGAGGUGGCAGCAACAAUGGAGGGGGUGGUAACAGCGGAGGAGGAGGUGGCGGCGGAGGUGGCGGCGGUGGAGGAGGUGGGACUGGCGGGGGUGGUGUCGGUGGGGGAAGUGGAGGUCGUACGUGUAUUGCGGGAACUGGAUCCGAUAACUACAUUGGGCUUAUGGGGGUGCAGUCUCGCCUCCGCCAUCGACGGGAGCUCAUGGAGCGCCUCUUAUCGGUGAAGAUGAUUCCUAUUUAG